Molecule: messenger RNA, 1872 nt
Organism: Lactuca virosa
Lineage: Eukaryota; Viridiplantae; Streptophyta; Magnoliopsida; Asterales; Asteraceae
Source: the annotation of a GenBank genome assembly
UCUUCAACCACCAAAAUCUCACCCAAACCCGACAACAUUCAAUCCGCACCAAAACAAAUUGUGUGUGCGCGGGAGACUUGGACUCCACUCUGUGUUAUCUCUUUUAGAGAGAGAAAGCUAGAGAGAGAGAAAUCGAGAGUAACAAUGGCGAUGGCUUUGGCUCUUCGUAGGCUUUCGUCUUCUGCAGACAAGCCCUUGCAGCGUCUCUUCAAUGGCGGACAUAUCUAUUCCAUGUCGUCUUUACCUAGCGAAGCUGUUUACGAGAAGGAAAGACCUGGCGUCACUUGGCCAAAGCAAUUGAAUGCUCCACUUGAGGUCGUCGAUCCUGAGAUUGCAGAUAUUAUUGAGCUUGAAAAAGCUCGUCAAUGGAAGGGUCUUGAACUCAUCCCUUCAGAGAACUUCACUUCCUUAUCAGUGAUGCAAGCAGUUGGAUCUGUGAUGACUAAUAAGUACAGUGAAGGCUAUCCAGGUGCUAGAUACUAUGGUGGAAAUGAGUACAUUGACAUGGCAGAAACCUUGUGUCAAAAGCGAGCUUUGGAAGCCUUUCGGUUGGAUCCUGCAAAAUGGGGAGUGAAUGUGCAAUCUCUUUCGGGGUCACCAUCUAAUUUCCAAGUCUACACUGCCUUAUUAAAGGCUCAUGACAGAAUCAUGGCACUUGAUCUACCUCAUGGUGGACACCUGUCACAUGGUUAUCAGACUGAUACAAAGAAGAUAUCUGCGGUGUCUAUAUUUUUCGAGACUAUGCCUUACAGAUUAAAUGAGAGCACUGGCUAUAUUGAUUAUGACCAGUUGGAGAAAAGUGCGACACUCUUCAGGCCAAAACUGAUAGUUGCUGGAGCAAGUGCUUAUGCUCGAUUGUAUGACUAUGCUCGCAUUCGCAAGGUUUGUGACAAGCAAAAGGCGAUUUUGUUGGCGGAUAUGGCACACAUUAGCGGGUUGGUUGCAGCCGGGGUCAUUCCAUCCCCGUUUGAAUAUGCUGAUGUGGUGACCACCACCACCCACAAGUCACUCCGGGGCCCACGAGGUGCCAUGAUUUUCUUUAGAAAGGGUCUGAAAGAAGUCACCAAACAAGGCAAAGAGGUGUUUUAUGAUUAUGAAGACAAAAUCAACCAGGCUGUGUUUCCUGGACUUCAAGGAGGCCCACACAAUCACACAAUCACUGGUUUGGCAGUUGCACUGAAACAGGCAACAACAGCAGAAUACAAGGCAUACCAAGAGCAAGUCAUGACUAACUGCGCCAGGUUUGCACAGACUUUAAUGGAUAGCGGAUAUGAACUUGUAUCCGGAGGAACAGAGAACCACUUAGUUUUGGUGAACUUGAAACCCAAGGGAAUUGAUGGGUCAAGAGUUGAAAAGGUAUUGGAAGCUGUUCACAUCGCAGCCAAUAAAAACACUGUUCCUGGUGACGUGUCAGCCAUGGUUCCUGGUGGCAUCAGAAUGGGAACCCCUGCUCUCACUUCUAGGGGAUUUGUUGAAGAGGAUUUCGCUAAAGUUGCCUACUUCUUUGACCUUGCUGUAAAAUUGGCUCUCAAGAUCAAGGGUGAAGCCCAAGGGACAAAAUUGAAGGACUUUGUGGCGGCAAUGGAGUCGAGCACCUUUCAGUCAGAACUUUCAAAGCUCCGCCAUGAUGUGGAGGACUAUACAAGCCAGGCAGAAAUUGAGAUGAUGAUUUUGGCCUGAAUUAAGUCGAUGAUUUCAUGGAGCCAUAUAUGAAGAAUGUGAAUGUAAGGCUACAAGUGAAUCUUAUGUAAUAUGUAAAUGAAAGAUGUUUUUUAUAAACCAAUAAAACUUUCUAUUUGGCUCACUCUUUUAACAGUUUUGUUCUAUGAAUAUUACUUAUGUUACUUACGAAAUGUCACUCAUAAUUAAGAA